AUGGAGCCAGAAGCCAAGUCCAGCCUGUUUGGGCUUAGAGACACCAGCUUAGACCCUCCUAGCAGUCAGGAUGCUUUUAGCUGCAAGCCCCUGGAGCAGAAACGGGGAACAAGCUGUGGAAGGUGUCAGCAGCUGCAGCUGGCUGCCGAGGAGCCCAACAUGGAGGAGGGCUUGAAAUUCAAGGAGGGGAAAGCACUGCUAAAAUUCAUAGCUGAAAGGGACCACCUGAAGAUGAAGACUAAGCACAGGAAGGCAGAGUCAGGAGAUGGAGACAAAGCGGUUUCAGAAAUUCCCUGUGGACUGCUGCAGCCUGGUCUCAUCCUGCAGCACAGAGGUGAAAAUGGGGCCCACGACGCAGCCUUUCAGAAGAGAGUGCUGGAGCAGCUGCUCCCUGAGCUCACGGGGCUGCUCAGCCUCCUGGACCAUGAGUACCUCAGUGACACUGCCCUGGAGAAGAAGAUGGCUGUGGCCUCCAUCCUGCAGAGCCUGCAGCCCCUCCCAGCCAAAGAAGUCUCCUACCUGUAUGUGAACACAGCGGACCUCCACUCCGGGCCCAGCUUCGUGGAGUCCCUCUUUGAAGAGUUCGACUGUGACCUGAGUGACCUCCGGGACAUGCCAGAAGAUGACGGGGAGCCCUGCAAAGGAGCCAGUCCUGAGCCAGCCAAGAGCCCGUCUCUGAGACAUGCAGCCGACCUGCCUCCACCGCUUCCCCAAAGGCCCCCGCCCGAGGACUACUAUGAAGAGGCCCUUCCCCUGGGCCCGGGCAAGUCCCCUGAGUACAUCAGCUCCCACAAUGGCUGCAGUCCAGCCCACUCCAUCAUGGAUGGCUACUAUGAGGAUGCAGACAGCAGCUACCCCACGACCAGGAUGAAUGGGGACCUAAAGAACUCCUACAAUGACUCUGACCCGAUGAGCAGCUCCUAUGAGUCCUAUGAUGAGGAGGAGGAGGAAGGGAAAGGGCCACAGCCCACGCACCAGUGGCCCUCGGAGGAGGCCUCCAUGCACCUGGUGAGGGACUGCCGGAUAUGUGCCUUCCUGCUACGGAAAAAGCGCUUUGGGCAGUGGGCCAAGCAGCUGACCGUCAUCAAGGAGGACCAGCUCCUGUGUUACAAAAGCUCCAAGGACCGGCAGCCGCAUCUGAGGCUGGCGCUGGAUGUCUGCAGCGUGACCUACGUGCCCAAGGACAGCCGGCACAAGAGGCACGAGCUGCGCUUCUCCCAGGGGGCUACCGAGGUCUUGGUGCUGGCACUGCAGAGCCGGGAGCAAGCCGAGGAGUGGCUGAAGGUCAUCCGAGAGGUGAACAGGCCUGCCGGGGCGACUGAGGGCACAGACGUGCCCCAAUCCCCAGUCCUCCUGUGCAAGCUGGACCUAGACAAGAGACUGUCCCAAGAGAAGCAGACCUCAGACUCAGACAGCCUGGGCAUGGGUAACAGCUGUUCUACUCUAGGCCGCCGGGAGGCCUGCGACCACGGCAAAGGGAAGAAGAGCAGUUUGGCAGAGCUGAAGGGUUCAAUGAGCAGGGCCGCGGGCCGCAAGAUCACCCGCAUCAUCAGCUUCUCCAAGAAGAAGCCACUGGCUGAUGACCUGCAGACAUCCUGCCCCCAUGAGGAGGUUCCAUGCUGUGGCUAUCUGAACGUGCUGGUGAACCAGGGCUGGAAGGAACGCUGGUGCCGCCUGAAGUGCAACACUCUGUACUUCCACAAGGAUCACACAGACCUGCGGACCCAUGUGAAUGCCAUUGCUCUCUGCGGCUGUGAGGUGGCCCCAGGCUUUGGGCCCAGACAUCCAUUUGCCUUCAGGAUUCUGCGCAACCGGCAGGAGGUUGCCAUCUUGGAGGCAAACUGCUCAGAGGACAUGGGCCGCUGGCUUGGGCUGUUGCUGGUGGAGAUGGGCUCCAAAGUCACUCCCGAGGCACUGCACUAUGACUACGUGGAUGUGGAGACCUUAACCAGCAUCGUCAGUGCAGGGCGCAACUCCUUCCUAUAUGCAAGAUCCUGCCAGGAUCAGUGGCCUGAGCCCCGUGUGUACGAUGAUGUUCCUUAUGAAAAGAUACAGGAUGAGGAGCCUGAGCGUCCCGCGGGGGCCCAGGUGAAACGCCAUGCCUCCUCCUGCAGUGAGAAGUCCCAUCGAGUGGAUCCGCAGGUCAAAGUCAAGCGCCAUGCCUCCAGUGCCAAUCAAUACAAGUACGGCAAGAACCGAGCGGAGGAAGAUGCCCGGAGGUACCUGGUAGAAAAAGAGAAGCUGGAAAAGGAGAAGGAGACAAUCCGGACAGAGCUGAUGGCACUGAGGCAGGAGAAGAGGGAGCUGAAGGGAGCCAUUCGCAACAACCCAGGAGCGAAGUUAAAGGUUCUGGAGGAGGCCGUGGCCACCCUGGAAGCUCAGUGUCGGGCAAAGGAGGAGCGCCGGAUCGACCUGGAGCUGCGACUGGUGGCUGUGAAGGAGCGCUUGCAGCGAUCCCUGGCAGGGGGCCCAGCCCUGGGCCUCUCUGUGGGCAGCAAGAACAAGAGUGGGGAAACUGCAAAUAAACCCCAGAACAAUGCCCCAGAGCAACCUGUCCCUGUCAACUGUAUUUCUGAGCUGAGGAAGAGAAGCCCAUCCAUCGUAACCUCCAACCAAGGAAGGGUGCUACAGAAAGCCAAGGAAUGGGAAAUGAAGAAGACCUAGAAAAAGGAUGAAGAUUUCAUUCCAAAGGAAAUACAAGAUUGUAUUGGAAACACUUUUUUCACAAGGAGAUGCCAGAACACUGGAAGUAGCCCCCAAUGGAAGUAGCCUCUCCAGGGCACCCAAAAGACCAGCCUUUAUUGUCUGCAUGAUUACAGGGGAUAUGGGGAGGGAAGAAGUGGAAGG
Callorhinus ursinus (northern fur seal) is the source of this 2847-nucleotide messenger RNA. Lineage: Eukaryota; Metazoa; Chordata; Mammalia; Carnivora; Otariidae. The record is from RefSeq and is a predicted model, not a curated record.